AACAGUCCAACCACAAAUAACAUAUAAAAGAAAGAGCCGCAAGAAAACCAAGAAAACGACCAUUAAUGGCGUCGUUCAUCAAGAACCCUUUUCGACCACCCUCAUUUUUCUUCUACCUCAUCGGUCUUUCCUGUCUGUUCGAGGUUUCCACGUCGGUCUUUAACGGUUCGGCCAAAACGACGCCAUCAUUGGAUACAAUCUCAGGUGGUCACUGGUUUCUUCUCCAUUCAAGCGUCGGAGUCUCAGCCAUGCACAUGCAGCUUCUCAAAAGCAACAAGGUCGUCAUCUUCGACAGAACCGACGUGGGUCCCUCCAAUCUCUCACUCCCGCACGACAAAUGCAUUCGCUCUCCGAGAGGCACGGACUGCACGGCACACUCUCUUCUCUACGACAUCGUUUCGAACACCUUCCGUCCGCUUACUGUACACACCGACACGUGGUGUUCGUCGGGCUCCGUAAACCCCGAUGGGGUUCUAGUCCAGACGGGCGGUUACGGCGAAGGCAUUCGGAAGGUCCGUACGUUCCCGCCGAGCGAUGACAACCGCUCGGAUUGGACGGAGCUGAGCACGAAACUCUGGGAACGGCGGUGGUACGCCACGAACCAAGUGUUGCCGGACGGCAGGACAAUCAUUGUCGGAGGGAGGCUGGCUUUUUCCUACGAGUUCUUCCCCAAGAAAUCGGCGAACGACGGGUCGUUUUCGAAACUGUAUUAUUUGAGCUUUCUGAAGGAGACCAGGGAUCCGUACGAGGAGAACAAUCUUUAUCCGUUCUUGCAUCUUUUGCCCGACGGAAACCUCUUCAUCUUCGCGAACAAGCGGUCAAUCUUGUUUGACUACAAUCGUAAUUCCGUUGUCAGAGAGUUUCCGAUCAUUCCAGGAGAUUUUAAAAGGAACUAUCCCAGCACUGGUUCUUCGGUGCUUCUUCCUCUCAGAUUGGAUUGGAGGAGAAACGGCACCGUUCUGCCCGAGGCCCAGGUUAUGAUCUGCGGUGGUUCACCGCCCGGUGCUUUUAACAUGUCCAACAGAGCGAGAAUCUUCGUCUCCGCGUCGAAUACCUGCGGAAGGAUCCGAGUGACCGACCCGAAACCAAAAUGGGUCAUGGAGGAAAUGCCCAUGCCCCGGGUCAUGUCCGAAAUGGUGCUUUUACCCACCGGCGACGUAAUCAUCAUCAACGGCGCCACCAAAGGCACGGCGGGUUGGGAAGAUGCGGUUAACCCGGUUUUUAAUCCGGUUCUCUAUCUCACUUACGAACCCGACCCGGAGCGGAGAUUCAUGGUCCUCAACCCGUCAAGAAUCCCCAGAAUGUACCACUCCACUGCGGUGUUAUUGCCAGAUGGCAGAAUAUUAGUGGGUGGAAGUAAUCCGCAUAAGUUGUAUAACUUCACAGCGUAUCCUUACCCAACUGAGUUAAGCUUGGAGGCCUUCCAUCCAUAUUACUUGGACCCACAGUUUGUUCCGCUACGGCCCUCGAUCAUCUCCGUCGGAUCAAGACAGAGGAUCGUAUUCUACGGUCAAAGGUUUUCGGUGGUGUUCGUGCUUGCUUUGCACCGUCCAAACCUUGGGAUCUCAGUCGUGCUCAUGACGCCGUCGUUUUCGACACACUCUUUGGGUAUGAACCAGCGGAUGUUGGUUAUGGAAGUGGUCAGCUUGGCACAACUGUCCACGUUUGCUUACAAGAUCACGGUUGGUGGGCCACCCACGGGUACAGUAGCCCCACCUGGUUAUUAUAUGCUGUUUGUUGUCCACGCUGGAGUUCCAAGCCCAGCUGUUUGGGUAAAAGUGCAAUGA
Molecule: messenger RNA, 1787 nt
Organism: Ziziphus jujuba (common jujube)
Lineage: Eukaryota; Viridiplantae; Streptophyta; Magnoliopsida; Rosales; Rhamnaceae
Product: aldehyde oxidase GLOX
Exons: 1
Coding region: 66-1787 (573 amino acids)
Source: RefSeq, a predicted model, not a curated record